AAGAGGCAGCGUGGAAGGCUUUUAGUCUGCCGUCGGGCUGGGAACGCACAAUAGGCUUGCAUAAUUGCGCGUAAUUUGCUAACAAAUCGGAGUAAAUGUUUGCCUGUCUGCUUAGCACUUUUGUAUUCGGCACUGAGACGUGAUCCACAGAGGCUCGAUUCAUUCAUCGAGCGCGCAGUGAUACUUCAUCCAAGUGCGGGGGAGUGAUUAGAAUAUCAAGUGGCGAAGAGUGUGGUGAAUUAUGGCAGAAAUAUCAUAUGAAAUGAUCAAGCCAGAAGAUGCGGAUGAAGUCGUGGCAUUUAUAAGGCGUCACUUCUUUGAGGAUGAACCGCUGAAUAGAUCUCUGAAGCUGGGAGAGUGCAAAGAACUGGAGAUCUUCUCCACAGAAUCUCUGCCUGAGCACAUUUCCUUCAAGGCUGUGCGAAACGGAGAGAUUCUAGGUGUGAUGAUCAAUGGUGUGGUGCACAAGAACUCAGAUGCUCCGCACGCAGAUUUCAGUGGUCAUGAGAAGUUCCAGAAGAUUAUCACUAUGUCCGAAGGCCUUGAGCAUCAGUGUGAUAUUUUCGGACGCUUUCCCGAACUGCAAUCUUACGUCGAUGGCAGGAUUAUGUGCGUGGCGAACUCUGCUCGUGGCUUAGGGAUCGCCGGUCGUCUUGUCGAGGAGACUCUGAAGCACAUGAUCAGCGAGAAUCUGUCUCUAAUCUACAUCCAAUGCUCAAGUCUCUACUCAGCGCGAGUUCUUGAGAAGCUGAACUUCAGCGAAAUUCUCACGCUCAAGUACGAAGACUACAAAAUAGACGGUCAGCAAGUCUUCAGCCCGGAAAAACCUCAUGAAAGUGUAAAAAUAUUUAUAAAACGACUAUAAAAUAUUUCCUUUGCGUGGAAAUUUAACGACUAUAUAACUUAAGUUAAUAAAAUUUUGCACAUGGGAAA
Molecule: messenger RNA, 933 nt
Organism: Phlebotomus argentipes
Lineage: Eukaryota; Metazoa; Arthropoda; Insecta; Diptera; Psychodidae
Product: arylalkylamine N-acetyltransferase 1-like
Exons: 2
Coding region: 242-865 (207 amino acids)
Molecular function (GO): N-acetyltransferase activity
Source: RefSeq, a predicted model, not a curated record